Vicia faba (fava bean) is the source of this 312-nucleotide messenger RNA. Lineage: Eukaryota; Viridiplantae; Streptophyta; Magnoliopsida; Fabales; Fabaceae. The record is from the annotation of a GenBank genome assembly.
AUGACACCUAUUAUUGCUUCUACUUCUACUCUGGAGGCUCGAAUUCCUAUUGUAGUGGUUGCCCCGACAGUAGUUGAGACUACAAUCCUGGUUACGGCUCCUAAGGAAGAGGUAGAUUGGUAUGUUAACUCUUUGAAGGCUUUCCUUGCUGAUGGAGAGAAACACUAUAAGAAGGGUGAAAUGUUGGAGCAUGCACGAGUGUUUUGUCUCGGCCUCACAAUCAUCGAUGACCAACUGGAUCCUUUAGCAGAUGCUUAUGGAAAAGAUGUCGGAAGUGGUUCUGGAGCUUUGGAGUCGGGUGCCAAUGUCUGA